AUUUCGUUUACGAUAACAAAAACAUUACACUUUCUUCUUUUUUACAACUCCACUCGACUCGCUCCGCGACUCACUGAUCUGAAUCGCCAUCUCCAAUCGCCGGGGGUUUCUUCUUCCAUGAAACCCAGAGAGACACACAACCCUAACCCUACUGCUCACCUGAGCCUUUCCUCUCCAUAAUCACCUCUUCCACUCCCAAAACUUUUUUGUCUUUUGAAUAUAUAUAGAUAGAUAGAUAUAUCGAUUCAUUGUUAGGGUUUUUGGGAGAUCGAGGAUUCGAUACGACUGACGCAGUUUGAAUAAGACUGUUAACUUAGGGUUUUCAAAUGGGGAGCAUUGAUCAGGUUGACGAUCGAACAUUUAGGUCUAAUUUCACGGGUGAUGGCGCUGAGAAGUUGAGGGACCGUGUUAUGGAUAAGCUUAAAGAGUUUAUGGGCGAUUACACUGAUGACACUCUCGUUGAAUAUGUAAUUGUCUUACUAAAGAAUGGGAGGCGCAAAGAAGAGGCAAAGAAUGAGUUGAAUGUAUUCUUGGGAGAUGACAGUGAUUCUUUUGUGUCUUGGUUGUGGGAUCAUUUGGCUUCGCAUAUUGAUUCAUAUGUAGAACCUGAGGAACCUUGUGUGAGUGAAUUGAUUAAGUCUAAACCAUUGUCAGUAGUAGAGAAAUCUGGAAUGAAUGAUUCCCAGCAUUUGGAUUCUGAAACUGAUAGAGGAAAAUCCAAUAAGGAAUCUAGAACAAGGCACAACAGGGAAUGGAAAGGCCUUGUUAGAAAUCCUGCCGAACCGCCUCCUCUUCGAAGCUCUGGAAUUGAAAAUCUUCAGUCAGAUGAAAAAUCUCAUCAUAGAAGUAGGCGUUCAAGGAAGACUUCUUCUCCACGACCUGCACGGCCUGCUCGACCUGCUGUUCAAAGGAAGAGGGAUCGAACUGAUGACAGACACAAUGCAAAGAGGGAAACAACUCAGAUGAAUGUUGAUGCUCCUCGACGACUGCUUCAAUUUGCAGUGCGUGAUAUUGUAUCAAUGUCUAGGCCCUCUAAUGCACCAACAGAGCCUUCAUUGAAGCGUCUCCGUUCUGUUGUGUCUACAUCCACCACUGAUUCAUCAGCAGUUGAUCGUCCUCGUCGUAUUCAGUCUGUUGCCAGAGUUGCAAAUCCUAUGUCAGCAGUUAUCAAAGCUGUGGCAGAAGCUGCUGAGGAUGUAUCAAGAUUUAAACCAUCUGGAAAUGUGUUUGACCGACUUGGCCGUGAAAUGGAUGUAUCAGGGUCUCACGACCAGUUUGUCUCAUAUGGAGAAACUACUUUUGAGGACACUGAAUUUGGAGCUGUCAAUGAAAUUCAGAAGCAAAAUCAUUCAACAUAUCUGGAAAGAAGUGAUCAGAGUGGGCAGUACAUUGGCAAUAUGACCAUGCUUGAAGAUGAGACCGGGUUGGCUUCUGAUUAUUUGUCUGAAAAUGAAGGGUAUGAUGAUGUCAAUGUAUUGGGUCGCAAUAUUAGAGAUGUUUCUCAAACUGGGACAUCUGGUGGAAACAAAGAUGAAGAGUCAAUGAUGGUUGAGUAUAGUGUAGCUAAGAAUGCUAAUGAUAGAAUGCGGUCGAUCAGGGAUAAAGUUCAGGGCCAAACCUCUGUGGCUUCAAAUACCUCACAAAAGAUUGUAAACAUUUCUGUGAAUGUCAAUACUUGGAAGCCUUCCCAUUAUCAGGAGCCAAGGGAAGUUGCUCAAGUGGGUGGCUGGAAAUCUGCGCAGGCAGGUGAUGUAGGAGCUUCAAUAUCUGGAAUGCGAAUAAUGAAAGAUAACAGAAACCCUGUCACAGUAAAUGGAAAUAUAAAACCUCCUACAGAAUCUCAUCAAGAGCAUCAGAAAACUCUGCCAUCUACUACUGGUUAUGCAACUGGUCGUCCCUUAGAAGAUGCAGAUUCUCGAACACUCUUUGUUAACAAUGUACAUUUUGGUGCUACCAAAGAUAGUCUUUCAAGGCACUUUAACAAGUUCGGUGAAGUACUAAAGGUUGUCAUAGUUACAGAUGCAGCAACAGGGCAACCAACAGGGUCAGCAUAUGUGGAGUUCAUGCGCAAGGAGGCAGCAGAUAAUGCAUUAUCCUUGGACGGAACCUCCUUCAUGUCACGGCUUCUCAAGGUUGUGAAGAGAGCUGCUGCUCAUCAAGAAACAACUCCUGUGAUGACAUGGCCACGAGCAUCACGGGGUGCUAUGUUUGCCACUGGCAGGUUUCCUAGAGUUGCCUAUCCAAGAGGGGGCCUUGGUUCAUUUCGUCCUCGUCCACUCAUUAAACCAGGUGCCAGAAGCAUGCAAUGGAAGCGAGAUGCUCAGCCUUCUCCAGCCGAGAGUGGGGCUCCGAUAUCAACCAACGCUGUUCCUUCUCCCACUGGGCGAAGUCUAACCUAUGUUAGAACUGAACAACCUAAACAAGAAGCCAACCCGGGUACUACUACCGCCACCUAGAAGGUCAUCGACCUGUCUUUACUAUAAGAAUUCAAAUUAUGAUCACCUUGAACCAAAAGUGAACAGGGAAGGGACCCAAAAUAAACCAAGAGAUUCACAAUAACGGACUAUAGUAUUUUUUGUACAUGGUUAACUCUUUUCCAAAUAUCAAUGGCGGCGAAGCAAGUAGAGAAAAUCACAGGAUAUGAAUGCGAUGAUGUGGGGGCAAAGGUUUUGCGUUUCGAUGCGUCUUUUCUUUCUGUUUCUGGGAUUAUUUUUUGUUUUGGUUAAGGGGAAUGGAAAUUGGAAUUGGGGGGGUUGAAUUUUGUGAAUUUGGGAAUAUAGUAAGAGAAGAAAAAGUAGUAGCUGUUUAGGUGUUCCUACCCUUGAGUUCUUUUAUAGACUGGCGGCAUUAAUUACAAACUGUGAAUAGCAGCAUGGAUAGAUGGAUGAAUGGUUUAUUUAUCGAACGAUGUUUUCACUACUUUGCUUUUGUAAUUUCACUUUCUCAUAUAGAAAAGUUAAAAAAAAAAGGAAAAGAUUCAUUGUAA
Cannabis sativa is the source of this 2986-nucleotide messenger RNA. RefSeq lists its product as uncharacterized. NCBI's taxonomy places the organism in Eukaryota, Viridiplantae, Streptophyta, Magnoliopsida, Rosales, Cannabaceae. The record is from RefSeq and is a predicted model, not a curated record. The transcript is spliced from 9 exons. Gene Ontology annotation, biological process: mRNA processing; regulation of mRNA stability. Gene Ontology annotation, cellular component: nucleus; cytoplasm. Bases 327 to 2456 code for a protein of 709 amino acids. Gene Ontology annotation, molecular function: poly(A) binding.